CCUCUCUCUCUCUCGAUCGAGUCGAUGGAAAGCGCGGUUCCUCCCGGAUUGGCGCUUGCCGGAGCGAUGGCGAGAGCUGGAAUUUUUGGCAGGCGCUUCAGCAGCGGCGCAUUGGCCGCGCUCAGUAAUCCGGAUUGUGGCGCUACGAGGAAGAAGAAGGUCGCAAUGUGGAUUGGAUACGUUGGAACAGGCUACAAAGGCUUGCAACUUCAUGGAGAUCAUCCAACCAUAGAGGCCGAUCUAGACAAAGCGAUUUACAAGGCUGGAGGGAUUCUCGACAGCAACUACGGCCACCAUAUGAAGGUCGGUUGGGCGAGAAGCAGUAGAACUGACAAGGGGGUGCAUUCACUAGCUACAGUGAUAUCCCUGAAAAUGGAGCUGCCUAUAGAUGCUUGGAGAGACGAUCCUGGUGGAAUCGAGAUCGCGGACAGGAUAAAUCGCCAUCUUCCACAAUGUAUACGCGUUUUUGGAGUCGUCCCAGUAAGCAAAACUUUUCGUCCCAGGAUGGCAUGCUCUGAAAGGUCUUACGACUACUUCCUUCCGGCGCUGUGCGUGGGAAUCAAUCAAAGGGUAUCCACUUGUGAGAUUAAACAACUCCUGGAACAGUUCAGGCUCCAGCUAAAGCUGUUUGAGGGCGAGCAUCCGUUUCACAACUACACUAUACGGCGCAAUUAUGGAAAACCAAAACAACAAGAUCUCAACUGGCGUACGAGAACUCCCAUAGCGGCGGAUAAUUCUUCUUCUUCAGAAGAAGAAGACGAGGAUGGAGAUGCCGACGAGCCACGGCUUCGGGUCCAACAGAAGCCUAGUCCUGCAUACUGGCUGCAGGAACUGGAUCCGACAGACAGGAUCACGUCACAACAUUACAGAAAGAUCAUCAGGUGCUCUUGUGGUGAUAUAGAAAAGUUCGGAGACACGCUUGCCCUCAGAGUCAGUGUUACGGGCGCUUCUUUCAUGGUUCACCAGAUACGAAAAAUGAUCGGAACGGCUGUUGCUGUGACCCGAAAGUUGCUACCUCCGGACAUAAUCCAAAUGUCUCUCUGCAGGCAUUCACGGAUUGUCCUGCCAAUAGCACCUUGUGAAGGCCUCACACUCGCCUCAAGUAAGUUUUGUUCCCAACACAGUACAUCUCAUGCCAUCAACUUGAGUAGCCUCGGAUGCCAAAGAAGGGAGGCCUUUUGGAAAGACCACGUUUUCCUGGAGAUUGUCAAGGCCAUGAAGAGUGAGAGGGAUCCUUGGAACAAGUGGUGCGAAGCAAUGGACUCGUAUUGUUAUCUCCCCGAGCCAGAUGUAAGCUCUCUCCGUGAUGCGUGGUUAGACUGGAAGAAACAGCGAAAUGCAUGCCUUGUGUAAGACAAUCUAUAACUUGUUACACUUGGUAUCUCCAGCUCUUUGGCCUUGUUACACUUGGUAUCUCCAGCUCUUUGGCCUUGUUACACUUGGUAUCUCCAGCUCUUUGGCCUUGUUACACUUGGUAUCUCCAGCUCUUUGGCCUUGUUACACUUUGUGUAUCAUUUUUACUUCGUUUUGUUGUCAGCAAACUUAACUAAAACAAAUUAGGCC
This is a messenger RNA of Selaginella moellendorffii, 1563 nucleotides long. RefSeq names its product putative tRNA pseudouridine synthase. The transcript is spliced from 8 exons. Gene Ontology annotation, molecular function: RNA binding; pseudouridine synthase activity. The coding region runs from base 25 to 1353 and encodes 442 amino acids. Gene Ontology annotation, biological process: tRNA pseudouridine synthesis; mRNA pseudouridine synthesis. Lineage: Eukaryota; Viridiplantae; Streptophyta; Lycopodiopsida; Selaginellales; Selaginellaceae. Gene Ontology annotation, cellular component: nucleus. The record is from RefSeq and is a predicted model, not a curated record.